GCGUCCCCACCCCCUCCGCGGUGCCCCCUCUGUGCGUCCCUCCCCGUGGCCGGCCGCGGAGCCCAGCGCGGGCCUGGGGGCGGGGCGGGGGCCCGGCGCUGAGCGCGGUUCCGCCUGCGCUCGCCCACUCCCCUCAGCGCUCAGCCGUCGGAAGAGGAAGGAACAAAAGGUCCCGGGCCCCUGGCUCUGACGGGGCGGGACCUGGCGCUUGGUGCAGGGUAGAUUCACGAGGCUGUUUCCACAGUGUGGAUUGCUACUUUUGGUAAGAGCAUGUCGUCCAUCUUGCCAUUCACUCCGCCAGUGGUAAAGAGACUUCUGGGAUGGAAGAAAUCAGCUGGUGGGUCUGGAGGAGCAGGAGGAGGAGAACAGAACGGACAGGAAGAAAAGUGGUGUGAGAAAGCAGUGAAAAGCCUGGUUAAGAAGCUGAAGAAGACAGGACGGUUGGAUGAGCUUGAGAAAGCCAUCACCACGCAGAAUUGUAAUACUAAGUGUGUCACCAUACCCAGCACUUGCUCUGAAAUUUGGGGACUGAGUACAGCAAAUACGAUAGAUCAGUGGGAUACAACAGGCCUUUACAGCUUCUCUGAACAAACCAGGUCUCUUGAUGGUCGUCUUCAGGUCUCACAUCGGAAAGGGUUGCCACAUGUUAUAUAUUGCCGAUUAUGGCGCUGGCCUGAUCUUCAUAGUCAUCAUGAACUCAAGGCAAUUGAAAACUGCGAAUAUGCUUUUAAUCUGAAAAAAGAUGAAGUAUGUGUAAACCCUUACCACUACCAGAGAGUUGAGACACCAGUUUUACCUCCAGUAUUGGUUCCCCGGCACACUGAGAUUCUAACAGAACUUCCGCCUCUGGAUGACUACACUCACUCCAUUCCAGAAAACACUAAUUUCCCAGCAGGAAUUGAACCACAGAGUAAUUAUAUCCCAGAAACCCCACCACCGGGAUAUAUCAGUGAAGAUGGAGAAACAAGUGAUCAACAGUUGAACCAAAGUAUGGACACAGGCUCUCCAGCAGAAUUGUCUCCUACCACUCUCUCCCCUGUUAAUCAUAGCUUGGAUUUGCAACCAGUUACUUACUCAGAACCUGCAUUUUGGUGUUCAAUAGCAUAUUAUGAAUUAAACCAGAGGGUUGGAGAGACCUUCCAUGCAUCACAGCCCUCGCUCACUGUAGACGGCUUUACAGAUCCAUCAAACUCGGAGAGGUUCUGCUUAGGUUUACUCUCCAAUGUUAACCGAAAUGCUACGGUAGAAAUGACAAGAAGGCAUAUAGGAAGAGGAGUGCGCUUAUAUUACAUAGGUGGGGAAGUUUUUGCUGAGUGCCUAAGUGAUAGUGCAAUCUUUGUACAGAGUCCCAAUUGUAAUCAGAGAUAUGGCUGGCACCCUGCAACAGUGUGUAAAAUUCCACCAGGCUGUAACCUAAAGAUCUUCAAUAACCAAGAAUUUGCUGCUCUUCUGGCUCAGUCUGUUAAUCAGGGUUUUGAAGCCGUGUACCAGCUAACUAGAAUGUGCACCAUAAGAAUGAGUUUUGUGAAAGGGUGGGGAGCAGAGUACCGAAGGCAGACAGUAACGAGUACUCCUUGCUGGAUUGAACUUCAUCUGAAUGGACCUCUACAGUGGCUGGACAAAGUAUUAACUCAGAUGGGAUCCCCUUCAGUGCGCUGCUCAAGCAUGUCAUAAAGUUCAUCCCUAGUCGAGUUUCAUCAAAAGACAAUGUAACAACUCUUCUGUCAUAGUAUUUGUGUAUGAUUCCGUGGACUGUUGCUAUCCAAAAAUUCCAGAGAGAAAACAGCACUUGAGGUCUCAUCAGUUAAAGCACCUUGUGGAAUCUGUUUCCUAUAUUUGAAUAUUAGAUGGGAAAGUUAGUGUCUAGAAAUGCCCUCCCUAAAAGGGGGAAGAGAAGAUUUAAAAGACUUACUGAUGUCUCAUUGGGCAUAAGACUGAGUGUCCCAAAGGUUUAUUAAUAACAGUAGUAGUUAUGUGUACAGGUAAUGUAUCAAGACCCAGUAUUGCAGUAUUGUGCUGUUUAUAUACAUCUUUAGUUUGCAUAAAUGAGGUGUGUGUGUGCUGCUUCUUGAUCUAGACAAGCCUUUAUAAAGUUACAGUACCUAA
Nannospalax galili (Upper Galilee mountains blind mole rat) is the source of this 2106-nucleotide messenger RNA. RefSeq names its product SMAD family member 2 (gene Smad2). Gene Ontology annotation, cellular component: heteromeric SMAD protein complex. Bases 271 to 1674 code for a protein of 467 amino acids. The transcript is spliced from 11 exons. Gene Ontology annotation, molecular function: DNA-binding transcription factor activity, RNA polymerase II-specific; RNA polymerase II cis-regulatory region sequence-specific DNA binding; I-SMAD binding. Gene Ontology annotation, biological process: regulation of transcription by RNA polymerase II; BMP signaling pathway; SMAD protein signal transduction. The record is from RefSeq and is a predicted model, not a curated record. NCBI's taxonomy places the organism in Eukaryota, Metazoa, Chordata, Mammalia, Rodentia, Spalacidae.